This is a messenger RNA of Rhipicephalus microplus (southern cattle tick), 2424 nucleotides long. RefSeq names its product phospholipid-transporting ATPase ABCA3. Gene Ontology annotation, cellular component: membrane; intracellular membrane-bounded organelle. Gene Ontology annotation, molecular function: ATP hydrolysis activity; lipid carrier activity; ABC-type transporter activity. Gene Ontology annotation, biological process: lipid transport; transmembrane transport. NCBI's taxonomy places the organism in Eukaryota, Metazoa, Arthropoda, Arachnida, Ixodida, Ixodidae. The record is from RefSeq and is a predicted model, not a curated record.
AUGGUUCUUGGUUACGACAUGAUGUUGCAGACUGCUUAUGCCCGGCAGAGCAUCGCCUACGUCCAGCAGCGGGACGUGCUCUUCCCCGAGCUAACCGUUCAUGAGCACCUUCUGUUUUUUGGCUCCAUGAGAAAUGAGGCGUGGGCCGUGCUAGACAAGCAGCUGACUCAAGUGAGGGACAUGCUUCAGCUAGAACCAAUCAUGAACGUACUAUGCGUCAAGUUGGACAGGUCUCAGAAGAAAAUUCUUAGUCUUGCCAUCGCACUCAUCACCUGUCCAAAGGUUCUAAUAAUGGAUGAAGUCAUGGUGAAAAUGUACCCGGCGGCGAGAACAAUAGCUUGGAACGCGUUGAUUUCUUUGAAGAGCUCAAUGUGCAUCAUCGCAGCCACGGCAAAUGUGUACGAAGUUGAUACGCGAGCCGACAGGCUCGUCAUGUUGAGCUACUCGGCCCACAAGUGCUACGGCACCACAGCUUUCAUACAGAGACGUUAUGGCUGGGGAUACACCGUAAAGGUUAUAAAAGGCACGCAAUUCAGGGGCCGAACUGUCUUGGCAGCCAUUCGUCAGACAAUUCCGGAUGCUCACGUGCUACAAGACCACAAGAUGUACGCCUCUAUUGGUCUUGGACAACACACUGACUACACUCCCGUGGCAACAGUGCUGGGUAGACUUGAGGCUCAGCAGGGCCAGUUUGGCAUAAACUCGUUCACAAUCAGCGUGGUUACGAUGGAAGACAUCUUCUUUCGCAUUGUACUGGAAAUGGACUCUGGUGACUACCAGUACAAGACAAACUUGGAGAAGGCAAUGGGCAUUGACGUGAAGAGGGGUGCCGAUGACCAUGUGGACUACAGCAUGGCCAACCUUACCGUUGAAACGGAAGACCUUGGUGGCAUUGCCGCCGGUGGUGAGAAGUACGAGUCGUCCCUCGAAAUUCAACAGCACGUCAAGGCCGUCUACGACUUGAAGCCCGCCAAGCCUACUUGGGGACAAAUGUUUGUGGCAAUGAUAAUCAAACGUCGUCAAUACACCUGGCAAACCUUGGCGUUGCCGUUGUUUUGCUUCAUCGUUCCCACCGUGAUCCUCAUCCUGCGCGGCGAGCUCGAGACCAUCGCAGUACCACGGGUGGCGGUCGAGUUUUCUGCCGACAAUUUCAUCUAUGACCUCAGCAACUUGGACAAAUUGGAGAACGUUUUCGUCGCCUUCGAUGACGCGUCUAAGUCGUUGGCAGAAGACGGGUACGAAAAGUACCUCCGGUCUCGGGAAAUCCCCGUAGAUAGAAUUCCCAACAUAGGUAAAUUCGUGGACGAGGAAAAACGAGCACGGAGCGGGAAUAAAUACGUGUUUGGAGGCGAGUUCUCUGCCCCGAAAGACAACCCGACGAUGCGAAAGGCUGUGGCUUGGUUCAAUGGCGACGCGUUCCACUCGCAGUCUUUGUCCAUCAAUGCUAUUUCUACGGUACUCCUGCGCAACGCUACAAAUGACACCAAAAGCGAAGUAGUGGCCGUACUGCGACCAGUCAAAAAGGGCGACAAAAUCAUCGCCUCCAGGCGCCUGAAGAAUGCACGCCAUGCGGAGACUCUCGGAGAAAUCAUAUCUUCGAGACUGACAAAUUUUUUUCUGCUUCCGGCUGGCAUUUCAGUGGCCACAGCCAGCUUCAUCUUCUUCCCCGUGGAUGACCGUGUGAGCAAGUCGAAGCGCAUGCAGUUCGUGUCCGGUGUGUCGCCGGUAAUUUACUGGUUGGCUAACUACGUGUGGGACAUGUUCAUGGCAAUGGUGGGACUAAUGUGUAUGCUUUUCCCAGGCUUUCUUUUCUACCAGAACUUCGGAAACUAUGGCAUGGUAUCCACACUGGGAUACCAGCUGUACAUGAUCGACAAUGAACGUGGGCAGGAUCUUAUAAGCGAGGAGCACGAUCGAGACUCAGUGCUCUGGCUGCUCUACUUCUGUCCGCCGUUCAGUGCCUCGUGGGCUCUCGUGAAGGUGGUGCAACUCAGCCUCGAAAACGCCUACUGCACGUACACCUCCGACCUGAGCGUCAUCUACGACGUGUGCGCGUUCGUGAGAAACAGCGCCCAGGACGCCGCCAUCAUGAUGACUGGCCUUCGCUACUGCUGCGCUACUUUCUACAACAGCAACCGGACAUCAGUGCAACCGCUAUCCUGGACGUCGUUCCACAGGGACGGUGCCAUGACAGAGAUGACGGUGAUGUUUCUCGAAGGCUUGGUGUGCUUCCUGCUGCUCGUGCUCGUCGAACACGCCGUGAUGCGCCACUGGUUCAUCCGGGCGGACGUGGCGCAGGCACCUGUCGCGGAGAAGACGUCUCCGGACGUGCUCGCAGAAUUCGACUACGUCAGCAAGGUUGUCGAGCGACACGACCUCCACAAGCCCUCGCUUCUUGUGCUGGACCUGAAGAAGGUGUACUGA